Messenger RNA from Aspergillus nomiae NRRL 13137, 1400 nucleotides. RefSeq names its product saccharopine dehydrogenase (NADP+, L-glutamate-forming) (gene lys9). Lineage: Eukaryota; Fungi; Ascomycota; Eurotiomycetes; Eurotiales; Aspergillaceae. The coding region runs from base 41 to 1333 and encodes 430 amino acids. Gene Ontology annotation, molecular function: saccharopine dehydrogenase activity. Gene Ontology annotation, cellular component: cytoplasm. The transcript has 7 exons. The record is from RefSeq and is a predicted model, not a curated record.
CACAUACUACUCAUACAUAUCCCUCUCUCGAAUUGUCACAAUGCCUGGUCAGGUCGCUGGUUCCAAGGUUCUCCUUCUGGGCUCGGGUUUCGUUACCAAGCCCACCGUUGAGGUUUUGAGCAAGGCCAAUGUUCACGUCACUGUCGCCUGCCGUACCAUCGAAAGCGCCCAAAAGCUCGCCGAGGGCUUCAAGAACACCACAGCUAUUGCCUUGGAUGUCAACGAUGCCAACGCUCUCGACAAGGCUCUCGAGCAGGUCGACCUUGCUAUCUCCUUGAUCCCUUAUACUUUCCACGCCCUUGUUAUCAAGUCCGCUAUCCGUACUAAGAAGCAUGUUGUCACUACUUCUUACGUCUCUCCCGCAAUGCUCGAGUUGGACGAGGAGUGCAAGAAGGCCGGCAUCACAGUCAUGAACGAGAUUGGCUUGGAUCCUGGUAUUGACCACUUGUAUGCCGUCAAGACUAUUGACGAGGUCCACAAGGAGGGUGGCAAGAUCACCUCCUUCCUCUCCUAUUGUGGUGGCCUUCCCGCUCCUGAAUGCUCCAACAACCCUCUGGGCUACAAGUUCUCCUGGUCCAGCCGUGGUGUCCUUCUCGCUCUCCGUAACGCCGCCAAGUUCUACAAGGACGGCCAGGAAGUCAGCGUCGCCGGUCCCGACCUCAUGCUACCGCCAAGCCCUACUACAUCUACCCUGCUUCGCCUUCCCCAGACCAUCAUCCGUGGCACUCUCCGCUACCAGGGCUUCCCUGAGAUGAUCAAGGUCUUGGUCGACAUCGGUUUCCUGAGCGAUGAGCCCGCCGACUUCCUCAACUCCCCCAUCGCCUGGAAGGAUGCCACCAAGCAGAUUUUGGGCGCUACGACGGCUACCGAGAAGGACCUCGAGUGGGCCAUCGCCUCCAAGACCUCCUUCGCCAACAACGAGGAGCGCAACCGCCUUAUCGCAGGUCUCCGCUGGAUCGGCAUCUUCUCUGAUGAGCAGAUCAUCCCCCGCGGUAACCCUCUCGAUACCCUCUGUGCCACUCUCGAGAAGAAGAUGCAGUACGGCCCUAAAGAACGUGACAUGGUUAUGCUGCAGCACAAGUUCGAGAUCGAGCACAAGGAUGGCUCCAAGGAGACACGCACUAGCACCAUGUGCGAGUAUGGUGAGAUCGGUGGUUACUCUGCUAUGGCUAAGACUGUCGGUGUACCCUGUGGUGUUGCUGUCCAGCUGGUGCUUGAUGGCACUAUCAACAAGAGAGGUGUCAUUGCUCCCAUGACCUGGGACAUCUGUGCUCCCCUAAUUAAGACUCUCAAGGAGGAGUACGGCAUUGAGAUGAUUGAAAAGACUUUGUAAACUCGCUCUUGUUAGGGUGUAUACGAUUGAACUGUUUAACGAUCUAAAAUGUUUAUAAAGGGUUAGA